Messenger RNA from Oldenlandia corymbosa var. corymbosa, 2473 nucleotides. The record is from the annotation of a GenBank genome assembly. NCBI's taxonomy places the organism in Eukaryota, Viridiplantae, Streptophyta, Magnoliopsida, Gentianales, Rubiaceae.
GUCCAAACAUCUAUUUAAAUUCCUUUCAUACUAAUAUUUAAAUUUUGCUGGAUGUCCAAAAUUGGACGUUACUCCAAUUAGCAAAACAUGAUUUUAUUUUGUGACGAAAUAAUUACUUCCAUCUCCUAGUGUAAAAGAAAACAGACCAAUAAGAGUGUGCUAGAUUGGAUUUGCUUCCAAACAACAACACAACCUUGGAGAAUCUGAGGUGAUGGAGUAUUACUUUAUUCUAUUUCUAAUGUCUUAAUCAUAAACUACAUGAUGAUAUUUAAAAGCUACUCACCUGAUUCUUGCAUUCCUCCUUGAAAUCACAAAGAUCUCAUUCUGCACAUUCAAUAAAUGCUCUCAGCAGAUGAAAACAAACAUUAAUACUACACCUUAUUGCAAACUUCAAAAUCCAUAAGAACAAAUGAAUGAAUGUGUUUUAGAGUUUAGACAACAAAUGCAUCUUUUGGUCAAAGCUUCUUGUCCACUUGCUCCUCUGUAACAGUAACUCCCUCUUCUCCAACAUGAAGAAUAUUUUCUUCCCCACUUUAUGAGCUGGUAUUUUUAAUCUCUACCCAAAAAACAGUAAUUCACCAUUUCCUUAGAAAAAUAUUAUUUUUUUUGGGGUGAUUUGGAGUGGUCAUUUCUAUUAUGAACUCCCCACAAUGUGCACAUCAUCUUGUAAUCUGGAAAGAUGCUUUUUUCCUGAGUCUCAAAGCCUCACUCACCUCUACAUUCUGCAACUCUUCCAUAGAUAGGUGAGAAAAAAACUGGGGCCAUCCAACCAAAGAGAAAAAGUGAAUCCCAAACACCAUAGCAUCAAAACCAAUACCUUUUUUGUGGGUAAAAGUGAAGAAAAAGGACCAAUUUUUUUAAAGAGCUGAUGGCUUAAAUCCAGUAUUCAAUUACAAGGUUCAGUCUUUUCUGCAUUCUUUUGCCAAAACCCAUCUCUCAAAACCCUCAAAAAAACUUCCACCCAAAAGCAUUUCAGAGAGAUAUAGGGGGGAAACCAUGAUUUGAUCCCAUGAAAAACUCACAGAUGGGAUUGCCCAUUAGACCUUUUUACUUGCUUUCCCUUUUUCUGGUCAUUUUCUCAGCCCUUCACCUUAUCCUAGUAGCUAAAUCUGCAUCUGACUACACAACCUUAAUCUACAAGGGCUGUGCUAAACAGUCUUUAUCAGAUCCAACUGGAGUUUAUUCACAAGCAAUUUCAACCCUUUUUGGUACUCUCAUUGCACAGUCCUCAAAGGCCAAGUUUUACAAGACUUCAUCUGGUAGUGGCCAGAACUCCAUUAAUGGCCUUUUUCAAUGCAGGGGAGACCUUUCCAAUGUAGACUGCUACAGCUGUGUGAGCCAGCUACCUACACUAAUUGACAAGCUUUGUGGUAAGCCUGUAGCUGCAAGAAUCCAACUUUUAGGCUGCUAUAUGCUUUAUGAGGUCCAAGGGUUCCCUGAAAUCUCUGGAUUGGAAUUGUUGUACAAGACUUGUAGUACUAAAAAUGCUGGUGGAGCUGGGUUUGAGGAGAUUAGGGAUACUGCUUUGAAUUCUUUGGAAAAUGGCAUGGGAAGUGGCAAUGGCUUCUACACCACCAAUUAUCAGUCAAUGUAUGUGUUGGGGCAGUGUGAGGGUGAUUUGGGCUCCUCUGAUUGUAACAGUUGUGUGACUACGGCUGUUCAAAGAGCUCAAGUUGAAUGUGGAAGCUCUGUUUCAGGUCAAAUCUUUCUUGGCAAGUGCUUUAUAGGCUAUAAUUAUUAUCCCAAUGGGGCUCCUAAAAGGUCAUCAUCAUCAUCAUCUUCAUUUUCACCUGAAACUUCAUCAGGUACACCUUCUUCAUCAGGGUCAGGGCAAAAUACUGGAAAGACUGUGGCUAUCAUCUUAGGAGGGGCAGCUGGAGUUGGAUUUUUAGUCAUUUGCCUGCUUUUUGCUAGAGGUUUAAUGAAGAAACAUGAUGAUUAUUGAAGGGAGCCCUGAUGGAUGUUCUAUAAACUAAAGUUUUGUUAAGGUGAAUUGAUUCUUCCAAAAAAAUUGUAUUUUAAAGAGGGAUUGUAGUAGUAAAAGAUGUAGAAGGGUAUGAUCUUAGGUGCAGGAAAGGCUUCUCGUUUAUUAUGAAUAUGAUGAUGAUGAAGACAUGUUUUAGAUGGAACAAAUUUUGGGGCAUGAAUUGAGAUAGGAUGAAAUGGUUGCAUCUAAAUAAAAAAAAGAAAAGGGAAUUGGGGAGUGAAUGAGUGAGAUCCUUAUGUUUUGUCAAAUUGUGAAAAAGAUGGGCAAAAAGCCAGUAAUGGAUUUUUGGUCUUUUUCUCAAAUUGCCAUGUGCAUAUUUGUCUGUGUUUUCUCUCCUCUUUCUUGAAUAAUGAUAAAUGAUCAUCCAUUUUCUUUCAAAAGCUUUAUGCUCUUUCACAAGGCUCUGUCUCUAUAUAUAUGUGUAUGCGCUAUGUUGAAGGAGAGGCAUCAAAUUAAGUAGCUCGAGUUUUUGAACGUAAUGAAACU